Molecule: messenger RNA, 796 nt
Organism: Impatiens glandulifera
Lineage: Eukaryota; Viridiplantae; Streptophyta; Magnoliopsida; Ericales; Balsaminaceae
Product: NADH dehydrogenase [ubiquinone] 1 alpha subcomplex subunit 13-B
Exons: 3
Coding region: 76-507 (143 amino acids)
Source: RefSeq, a predicted model, not a curated record
AUCUCUUUGAUCCAACCUCGCUAAAACUGAUUCAUCAGAAAGGCGGAAGAGAGAGAUUGAUCGAGGAGAGAGAAGAUGACGGAAGCCGCGAUAAGGAAGAAGCCUGGUAUGGUGAGCGUCAAGGAUAUGCCGCUCCUUCAGGACGGACCGCCGCCGGGAGGUUUUGCUCCUGUGCGAUUCGCUCGCCGGAUCCCUAACAAGGGACCGAGCGCCGUCGCCAUGUUUCUAGCUGUCGCCGGUAGUUUUUCGUGGGGAAUGUAUCAGGUUGGACAGGGAAAUGCUAUCCGAAGGGGACUUAAAGAAGAGAAGUAUAAUGCUCGAAAAGCUAUAAUUCCUAUGCUUCAGGCCGAAGAGGACGAAAGAUAUGUGAAGGAGUGGAAGAGCUAUUUGGAAUAUGAGGCUAGAAUAAUGAAAGAUGUGCCUGGCUGGAAAGUGGGUGAGAAUGUUUAUAACUCUGGACGAUGGAUGCCUCCAGCAACUGGGGAACUCCGACCUGAUGUCUGGUAAAGAAUCGGGCCUCAAAAGAAAAGUGGUGUAGUUGUUGGCAGCUUGCUUGCUUGAUGCAUUUUUUCUGGGAUUAUUAUCGAUAGUCUUUUUACGUUUUUGUGGGAACUUGUUCAAGGCAAAUAAAAUUACAUUUAAAAAGGAAUGUGGAUGUGCAUUUGCUUCAUAAGUUUGGAAACUGUCUUCUUAUAUUGCCAAUGACUCUGUUCACUUUGUGUAAGUGUUUAUGGAUAUAUUUUUAUUUAUGAGCACAAAUAUAUCUCAUCUUUAAUGAAAUUUGUGUUCAGUUUGA